CUCCUUCUUUUCACGGCAAAUCAUCUUGAAAGCCUGUGUGGUGUUAGAUGUCACACAUGGAAGGUGGAUAGUCAUGGACAGGCAAAAGAAAUGAAAGGUUCUCUAACGUGUUAUUUAUAGUCUGCCAGUGGCUGACAGGAAGAGGCGGACAAAGAGAAGCAGGAAAGGCUGAAGUGGGAGUCGUCGACUCCGCCUGUGGUGCUGCUGCUGUUGGCCGGACGCUUCUAGCAGAGCGACUGGACGAUUAUGGUGGAUGCCACAGUGAGACACAAUGCUGGAAUGUCACGUUUGGACUCGUUGGUGCUGGCGUGGCUUCACGCUGGUGUUGCUGCUGCAGGGUCUGAGCCGCUCGGCUCCCGCGGACCAACCCUCAAGCCGGUGUAGCGUCUCCGUCUCCAAGGUGGCGUCCAGCUGGGAUGGGCUGCAGCUCACGUUCAGCACACCCGGACGCGGCUGCUCCUUCGUCGUGACGUCGCUGGACGGCCGCGGCGAUGGCGCAGACUGCCUGAGCGGCGGGUCGGAAGACAUUGGCAAGCUGGCGGGGGGAGUCUUCACCUGCGGGUUGCAUCAUUUGGAACCAGGAAGUGCGUACCUGCUGCAGGUUCAGUCCGGCAGCGGCCAGGAAAUGGCCAACGUCACCGCCCACACCACUCCUUCGGCACCAGUGGGCCUGGGGGUGACCUCCAGGGCCUGUGACAGCCUGGGACUUUCCUGGCAGGCAGGCCCGGGCAGGACGCAACGUUUCAGGCUGCUGCUGCGGGGACGUGCCGCCCACCUGCUGAUGAACGAGACAUUGGAGAGCACAGCCACGCGGCACACGCUAGUCGGGCUGACUGCUGGGAGGCGCUACAACGUUACCGUGGCGACGGAGGCUGGCGGCCUGCAGAACAGCACGACCGUGGAAGCUCAGACAAUCCCGUCUGCCAUCGCCAACCUGACAGCUGCCAGCAACAGCACCUCCUUGUGGUUGUCAUGGAAACAGCCCGAGGGCGACCUGGACGCGCUGGUCGUCUCCCUGCAGUCCAACGGCACGAGCACGCGUGAGAUGAGUCUUCCCCCUGGCGCCACGGGGGUCAGCGUGAAUCAGCUGAUCCCUGGCUCGGCCUAUCAGGUGACGGUGACCUCUCGGAGCGGCCACCUGCUUAACCAUUCAGAGAUCAGCGCACGCACAUCCCCGGCGCCGGCUUCUCUCCUCGCCCUGACCCCGUCCUCCCUUGGCGGCCUCCUGCUGUCAUGGUCGCCGCCUGCUGGUGGGUGGGACCGCUACAGGCUGUUUCUCUACGACGGCGCACAGCAAUUAGCCAGCAGCGUCGUCCACAAGAACGCCGUCAACUUCACCUUCCCUGGGACGGGUCUACUUCCUGGAGGGAGGUACAGAGCGACACUGAGGGUGGAGAGUGCUGGCACGGCGGCCGAGAGCAGCUGUGACGGCUCCACAGCUCCGGCGCCGGCACUCCGCCUGCACAUCCGACACGCAGAUGAAACCUCCCUCAGUGCCAUGUGGAGCCAUGCUCCCUUGGGGUCACGUGACAGCUACUUGCUGACUCUUCGCCACGGUGACGUCGAAGUUUAUACCAGGGAGGUGGGGCCCAGCAUGAGAGAGUGCACCUUCAACGUCCUCACCCCCGGGAGGCACUACACCAUCACCGUGAAGACCAGGAGCGGGAUGGCGAGCGCCUCCGUGUCUGUGGAGGGGCACACAGUUCCCAUGGCGCUGAGCGCCAUCACGCUACGCAGCGCUGGCGUGGACAGCCUGCAGGCAUCAUGGGAAAAACCACGUGGAGAUGUGGACUCGUACAAAGUCGUGCUUCUGAAGGACGGUGUCGCGGUUCACAACCACAGCCUUCCAGCUGACUCCGCCUCCUUGCUGAUGGCAGAGUUAGUGCCUGGCACUCUCUACCGGCUGCAGGCUGUCACUGUCAGUGGGGGUGUGGAGUCCACAGCCACCAGCCUGGAGGGAAGAACAGCCCCAGCAUCCGUCACCGAGGUAACCGUGGUCAACGGGGGCAGGCCGCACACGCUGCACGUGUCUUGGCGUCCCGCGGCGGGCGUGGUGGACAGUUACCUGGUCCGCCUUCAGGACGGGAGUCGCAACGUCCAUACGCUGGCCGUGUCGCGCUCCUCGCCACCUGAGUGCUCCUUCGGCUCACUGGUGGCCGGGCGACUUUACACGGUCGUCAUAGUGACGAGGAGCGGCAUCCUGGAGAAUGCCACCCAAGUCCAAGAACGCACACAACCCGCCGCCGUGCAGAAUCCCACCGCUGUGCACUCAGCAAGAGAGGACUUUCUCAAGGUGUACUGGCGGCACGCGGCCGGAGACUUGGACCGCUAUGUGGUUCUGAUCUCGUACAACCACAGCGUCCUGCAGAACCAGAGUGUGGAGGCCGGCCACAGCGAGUGUGCCUUCUGGUCCCUCACGCCGGGCAGGCUCUACACAGUCACCGUGGAGACGUGGAGCGGCCGCCACGUCAGCAGCGUGUCGACAGACGGGCGCACGCUUCCAGCUGCUGUGGGCAACCUGUCACUAAGCAACAUUGGAUCAUAUGACUUGGCAGUCACCUGGAGCCCCGCCCCCGGAGAUGUGGACCAUUAUGAGGUCACCUUACUCUUCAACGACACGCGUGUUUCUCCCGCGGUCACGUUGGGCAGCCACGUGGGAGGUCACCGUUUGUCCUCUUUGACCCCGGGGCGGCGCUACAAGAUUGUGGUGUCGACGUUCAGCGGACCGAACCAGAGGGCCCAGUUCACGGAGGCUCGGACUGUUCCCGCCGCUGUGACAAACCUGCACCUGGUUCCGCGCCGAGACCCAAUGGACUCUGGCGGGGGGCUACUGGUCACGUGGACGCCGGCGGACGGAGACAUGGACGUGUAUGUCGCCUCGCUUUCUGCUCCUGAUGGACUUGUGAUGGAAACCCGACUCGUGCCCAAACACGUGGCCUCUUUGGACUUCCUUGAUCUGAUCCCAGGCCAGGCCUACAAUUUCACCAUCCAAUCACGUAGCGGGAAGCUAACCAAUAGCAAUACGGUGUCUGGCCGCACAGCCCCGGCCCGAGUUAGCGCUCUGCAGGCCGACAACGAGCACACGACCCACAGCCUCACCGUCACAUGGGAGGGUCCGGUGGGCGUGUACGACAGCUUCGUGCUGCUGAUGAGCGAUGAUACCGGCGUCAUUUGGGCCAAUCGAACGCUCCCGGCCGAGAGCCGCGGCGAGCCCCUGGCGGGUCUGACGGCAGGGAAGUGGUACCGUGUCAGGCUGGUGACGCUGAGCGGUGGCGUGGAGUCAUCAGAGGUCACGGCGGAGGCUCAAACACGGCCCGCUGCCGUCACCAACCUGACCACCGCCGCCAACACGUCUUCGCUGACCUUCUCGUGGCGCCCCUCCGACGGCCAUGUGGACAUCUACGACCUGUCUCUCUUCGCCGUGGACGAGCAGAUGUCCAAUCACAAACAGGAAGACGCAGGGAGCAGGAGGGAGCAUCAUCAGGUGCCGGGUACGCUGGUGGGCGUGGACAAGGUCCACCCAGGUGUGGAUGUGCGCGUGUUCACGGGCCUGCGGGCAGGAGGACUUUACCGCCUGCGGGUGAUCAGCUGGAGUCGGGACCUGAGCAGCGAGUCGUCCGUGCUCGCCAGGACGGUGCCUUCUCCUGUCACACGGCUGCGGCUAGAAAGUUCCGGCCAGACGGACAAACUGACGGCGAGCUGGCAGCACGGGCAGGGGAGGCGGGCCAGCUACCAGGUGACCUUGUAUGACCUUUCCGGAGUCACCGUGGGAGCUCAGCUGCUGGGGGCGGAGCACAGGAGUCACAUGUUCACAGGGCUGACCCCCGGGAGGCGGUACUGCGGCGAGGUCAUUACACGUAGUGGCGAGCUGAGCAACGGGGCGACGACGUUUGGACGCACAACACCGGAACCACCCACUCACCUGUCCGUCAAGCAAGGCCCAGCCAAUGACACGCUGGAGCUAUUGUGGGCCGGCCCCGACUCUGGAGACUACGACAGCUUUGCCGUGGCGUGGACGCCCCCCGACCGCCUGUCAAUCACCAGGAAGGAGGCAACGAGCCGCCUCGUGGGCGGGACGUUUCCAGGCCGACGGUACAACUUCACAGUGGCGACGGUCAGCGGGGGUGGGGGGAUGGGUGGGCCGAGCGUCAGGAGCCAACCAAUCCAAAGAGGUGUUACUACAAGUCCGGCCCCCCUCAGGUCGGUCCACUGCGUCCCCGUGUCGUCGUCGUCUGUGUCGUGCUCCUGGUCUCCUCCUCUGUCCGACUUGGACUCGUACGAGGUGGUGUGUCGUCGCCAUGACGACGGGCACCCAAUGGCCACGCUGCGGCUGACAGGGGGGGUCACCACGGUAACGCUGGACCACCUGGACGCCUUCCGGAGGUACUCGGUGGCGGUCCGAGUGUCGUCCUCAGGGCAGACGAGUCCGCCAGCGACGCAGACGGUCGCCACCAUGAUCGACCGUCCACCGGCCCCGCCCCCCAGCCUGACCGUGAGUGAGGGGACGUCGAAGGCGACGACAUCCUCCAUCUUGUUCCGCUUCAACUGCUCCUGGUUCAGCGACGUCAACGGCGCCGUGCGAUAUUUCGCCGUCAUCGCCGCCGAGUCUGACGCUGGUGACGUCCUGCUGCCGGAGCAGCGCCACCCUCUGCCCUCCUACCGCCACUACAUCAACAACGCCUCCGUCCGCGCCUACCAGACCGCCUACUUCCUCAACCGAUGCCCGCAGGAUGCCAACGCCGGCCAGGUGGUGGAGGUCCACCUGGGGGCUGGAGGAGACCGUCUGGGCGGGGCCUGUGAUCGUUACCGCGACGACUCCUUCUUGAGCGACGGCUACGGAUAUGGACACUUCUGUGACGGGCCGCUCAAGCCCAGAACGUCUUACAGGCUGAGCGUGCGGGCGUACACGCGACUGUUUGAUGAGAACAACCAAGAGUUUCCUCAGCCGCUCUUCAGCGACACCUACCUGUCCGCACCCCUCAGGACACUCGCAGAGCCACUAGGGGGCGUGGUGGAGGGUCUGAGUGCCAGCGUGUUCCUUCUUGGCGUGGCGGUGGCGGCGGUGUCGCUGCUGCUUUACAGACACAAACUUCAUAAAGUGGCGGCGCAGGAGAGCCCGGUGAUGAGGAUGAGUAUGUGGAAGGAGGUCCCUCAUGCAGGGAUGUACGUCGCCGUGAGGAGCGCUCGUCGGGUCACCAGUCCCGUCAAGGCGUGUCACUUCGAGUCUCACGUGGUCAAACUUCGUGCCGACGCCAGCUUCCUGCUAUCUGAGGAGUUUGAGGACCUGAAGGACGUGGGCCGGAACCAGACGAUGGACGUGUCGCGUCUGCCCGAAAACCGCGCAAAGAACCGCUACAACAACAUCCUGCCAUACGAUUCCACCCGCGUGAAGCUGUCGUGUCUGGAUGACGACCCGUGUUCCGACUACAUCAACGCCAGCUACGUUCCCGGUCACAACUUCCGGCGCGAGUACAUCGCCACGCAGGGCCCGCUGCCCGGGACCAAGGACGAGUUCUGGAGGAUGGUGUGGGAACAUGGCGUCCACGCCGUCAUCAUGGUGACGCAGUGUGUGGAAAAGGGGCGGGUCAAGUGUGAGCAGUACUGGCCCGCCCACAAGGAGGCGCUGUACUACGGGGAGCUGGUGGUCCAGAUGACGUCUGAAUCGGUUCUUCCCGAGUGGACUGUCCGCGAGUUCAGGAUCACCUCGGAGAGCGGCGGCGGUCUCGCCCGGCUGCUGCGUCACUUCCACUUCACCGUGUGGCCCGACCACGGCGUCCCGGACAGCACGCACUCGCUGGUCCAGUUCGUUAUGACCGUCCGAGACUUCGUGGACCGCUCGGGCGGCGCAGGACCCAGCGUCGUGCACUGCAGUGCCGGCGUGGGACGCACCGGGACCUUCAUCGCGUUGGAUCGGGCCCUGCAGCAGCUGGACGCCAAAGGAAGCGUGGACCUGUACGGCUGCGUGUUCGACCUGCGCCUGCACCGCCAGCACAUGGUCCAGACCGAGAAUCAGUACGCUUUCCUGCACCAGUGUGUCCGUGAUGUCCUCAGAGCCCGCAAGCAUCGCAGCCAGCAGGAGGGCCCGCUUUACGAGAACUUCAACCCGGACUUGUGCCGCGAGCUGGUCCACACGGGGGCGCUGCUCGUGCACAAGCUAGCGGGAUGAAGACGCCGCUUCUAGCUAGCAAGGAAAGAGACGUUUAUUUUUCUAUUUUAUGAAUUGAUAUCUCACUCCUAUUUAAAAGUGCUACUUAUGUACAUACUGCCUGUUUACGCCCACCGGCUUGUCCAUGCACACAUGGCACUAUUUUACUAAAGUACUUCACUUAUCAUCAUGCCUGCAAGUGCACGUGUGUACAAGCCCCGCCCCCCUCUCCCCCCUCGCCCCCGCUCGCUUCCUGUGCGACUGAGAGAAGACGACGGAUGAAGGCUUUUAUUCAAAGGCGUGUGAGGCACUGCAAGCUGCUACCUGGGUCACAUGGUGCAGAAAGAGGGCGGAGCCAACAGGAAGUCACCUGAGUUCAAACAUGAAUGCACUGAAGCGCUACAAGGACAGGUGAUUAAAGGGUCAUGUGACGCUAUAUCUUUGAGCGCUACGCCAGGAAGCCACCGCCACUUCCUGUCUGCUCCACCUGCAUUUUAAUGUUCUCGCUCGCGGCGGCGCACGUAGAACAGCGGCCUGGACAGCGACAGCAGCUCGAGGUCAGAGUUUGUGUCCGAGGGCUUGCGGGUCGUCGUCGCCACUGCCACCUCCCGGCACGGCCGGUAGGUGCACUUCCUGCUCUGGAGCUCCUCCGCGCGCAUGGCGAGGGAGUGCGCACACACGGUCAGCAGCACGAUGAGCGCGCCCAGCAGCAGCGCCGCCACGGGCCACAGCAUGCAGUGCAGCAGUACGCUGGCGUCGUGCGAGCGCCGCCACAGCACGUCGUCAGGCCUGCAACGACAGCAAGAAGAGCUUCCUGCACGCCGGAGGAACGUGCACACUCACCUCCUGUGCUGGUUGAAGAAGCACGUGAAGCUCUGACCCGACACUUGCCGGCUGAAGUACUCCUCCCAGCGCAGCACGCUCUCGCGGUUCUUCUGGUUGUCGCGCUCACAUGACGGCACGUACGAGCACUGUGGACCAAUCACAGGGCACGCUCAGCACACCUGACUCCGCCCACCCACACACACUAAUUUAACUUUUCCUUUUUUGGAAAAGUCUGGGAGUGUCCACAGGAUGACGCCCCCUGGAGGCGGGUCUACGUCAUGCAGUUUUAUUAUUUAUUUUAUUUUUUUACAUUUAGAACACUGCGUGUGUGUGUGUGCACAUAACAAAUUUAGUGAUUAAAAAGGAAAUGACUUCAGUGAUUAGGAGCAAUUACUCCGUGGCCCCGCCCACCUGCAGACAAGUGUGUGUGCAAGGUGGUCUCAGAGUGGGCGUGGCUCAAACAUUGCAAGAUGCUUGACAGGACAUCCCCUCAUCACCAUGGCGACCGAGCAGCACGGAUGACGCACCGUCUCCCUCCUCUAUAUUUACUCUGUUGCCGUAGCGACGCAGCAGCACAGCCAAGUCAUGCCGCUGACAUCUUGGACCUCUGUGACCUUUCUUGACCUUGAGUGUCACACUGGUUGCCUUGCGAGGAAAAGCGGGUGGUACCUUGGGGUUGAGGAGCAGCUGGUGCUCGUCAAAGUGCAGCAGCGCUAAGGUCGACGACUCAGAGUUGUUGACGAAGACCUGCAGGCAUGGAUACAGCGACGUCCCCUUGCAGGCUGCGCCGCACGUGAACACGCACGCGAACGUUUCCUCCGCACGCAACACCGACACCACCUAGAGGGGGGGGCAGGAAGUGCACAUGACAGUGGAAAUGCCAGCUGAGGUUGGCCAAACACCCAGGGAGCGAUCAGGAAGAUGGUCAUGUGGAGCAAAUAUGUUGCAUGAAGGUAAAGAGGACGAUCAUGUUGGGUGAAGAAGACCAUGUUGCAUGAAGGUAAAGAAGAUGAUGUUGCACCAAGAGCAAGAAGAAGAAAGUAAUGUCGCAUGAAAGUGAAGAUCAUGUGGAGCGAAGAAUAUCAUGUUGCAUGCGGUUAAAGAAUAAUGUGUUGCAUGAAGGUCAAGAACAUCACGUGGAGUGAAGAUCAUGUUUCAUGAAGGUAAAGAAUAAGAUGUUGCAUGAAAGUCAAGAAGAACAUCACGUGGCGUGAAGAUGAUCAUGUUGCAUGAAGGUAAAAAAGAGGAUCAUGUCGGGUGAAGAAGACUGUGCUCCAUGAAGGUAAAGAAGAUGAUCUCACGGUGCAGUUGGCGCUCUUGCUGUGCAGGCUGUGCAGAGCGGGGCUGAGCCAACAGAAUCCCAGGAUGAAGAGACUCAACACACCGCACGCCAUCAGGAACAAUCCCAGCCGGAUGCUGCGGUCCUCCGCCUCCGAGUACUCGAACAACAGGCGCGUCUUUGCCAUGGCCGCUACAAGCACUCCUCCGUCAGUAUGGAGAGGAGAAGGACGAGGAGGAGGAAGAGGAGCGACAAGCACGGCUGCUCUCUGAGUCCAACUGUUUUCUCUUUAUUCCUCCCACCCCCACACCCCCAGCCUGCCUCUCUCAACUACACACACACGCACACACACACAUAUUGGAGCUUUCAUUUCCAUGGACCUUCUCCAUGUUCCACUGGAGGUAAUCCUCUCAGUGGGCGGGGCCAGCAUUGAUUGCUGGAGGUGUCACGUGACUGUCAUGUGACAGCUGUGAGAUGGUGAAUGGCGUGCGUGCGCCAGAUGGCACAUCAAAUCACGUGACUUCAAUCAACACCGAGCAGAGGAUGUUUAUGUUAUGACGACACCUUCGACGUCCGCAUGUGCAGCAAAGCAGCGACAUGGCGCCACCGUGUGGACAAAGCACAGACCGCACAUGAUGAUGAAGGAGGCGAGUCACGACUCGUGGCUUUCAUUAACAGAAUAUUUAUUUGUUGCUAUGAAAACACUAGCUGCCAUAUUGAGUCCAGGUCACAAGGCUCUGUGGGCGUGUCCCAGGCGUGGCUGCUGCCAGCUGUCGCUAUGGUAACCAGCGUGGGUCCCUGGAGACUGUCUCUGUGGCGGUUUCCCUGGAAACCUGCUGAGCGUCGGCGCCCCCUGGAGCCGGCUAAAGGAAUGUCGGGACGUUUGGGAAGAAGCUUUGAGCGCCCGUCCGUUGUUGCCGGGUAGACGUAAACAUGACAGAGUGAGGCUUCCUGUCGGCUGACAACAUCCUUUGUCCCCUUUCAUGAGCAAAGUGACCUGACCAUCGGAACAGGAAAUGGAAGUUGACAAAGAGGAGGAGUCUGUCUGGUGGACCAGUGGCAGGCAGGCAGACAGCUGGGCCACAGCCAAUCAGAAGGCCUGCUGGGCGGGGUUGUAGUUGAAGGUGGAGGGAACGUGAGGUCGCUCUUCUAGUUUGUCGUAUUCUAGGUGAAACUCCUGAGAGCAGGAAAGAAUGUUAGCAUUCCGCAGUCAUGUGCGUGCGUGCGUGUGCACGUGGUCACCUUGGCGACCUUCCUCCAGUUGAGGCAGUCGAAAAAGUAGUAGGUCCCUCUCUCGUAGGCGUUGGUCUUCAGCGUGGGCUCCAUCCCGGGUGCCCUGGUGAUCCACACGCGCUCCUCCUUGUGGUAGCGCCAGUCCCGGUUGAAGCUGCGGACAAAGACAGGAAGUCAGUACGCCGCCCGGUGGUGCCGGGCCGGGAGUGGGCAGGGCUCUUACAGCUCCACGGCCGCCAGCAGCUGCAGGAGGUCGCCGCCGUUCAUGUAAUAGAGGUAAAAGAGGAGAUCCUCGCCGUAUCGGGACAGCUUGAUGGCGGCCAGCUGUGGAGCACAAACACGCUUGUAGAACGCUCGCACAUGCACGCGCACGUGAGGGCCUACCUUGUCCCGGAUGUGGAUGUUGGUCAAAUACUCUGACGGCACGUGGAAGUCUGUGAGGGGGCGGAGACAAAAGGACAAGUCAGAGGCGAGCGCGGUGCCGUCGGAUCGCUCGACUCACCGAUGUCCUGUGGCCGACACGGCGCCGAUGCCCAGGGAGACGCAAACUUGGGAUAAAGAUUCCUGACGGGAGAGAAGAAGAGCGACCAUGAGUGACCUUUCACCUGCAGGGGUCGGCGUGGAGACGUGGGGCUCGUACUCGGGGGAGUUGAGGUUGAGGCCCAGGGUGGUGAGGUCGGAACCAAGCGCCAGGUGCACCAUUCCCGGGUCCGUCUCCGCAGCCCGGAUGAACGUCAGCAGGCCAAUCAUUCCAAACUGGUCCGUUACCAUGCCGACCGGGAUGUUGGUCACGCGCCCUGUACACACACACAUAAUGAGGAAAGGGGCGGCGUGGCCUGCGUGCACACGUGCGUGCCUCACCGUCAGGAAGCACCUGGAUUCCUUUCUUCUGCUGGUUGUUGUUGCUCGGCGCCACAGAACUUUUGUCCCCCGGGAACUUGGGACCGUCUGAGGUGGAGGCGGGCUUACCUGAUGAGCUGAGACUCUGAUGGGUAGAAAGAACAGUCAGAUGACAGGAAGUGACAUAUGGACAGAGAGCGCACCACGCACCGCUUUCCCGUCCUCGCCGGCGCCGCUCGUGUCCUUCGUUUGGUAGUUGGGCCCGGGGAGCGCUGGGAAGUCUUCGUUGUGGAUGGAGAAGUCCUGUGACUGCUCGUUGGACGGCUUCGUUACCAUGCCAACUACAGGGGGCGGAGCACACAGUCAAGAGGCGUCUCGCGCUCGCUCGCGAGCUAGCAGAGCUCUCUCACCGUACGGCGCCCGCCCCGCCAGCGGGUUGAGCAGCGGCGUAGGAUUGGAGCCCCCGUCCCGUCGACUGCGGUCCGCUAGGGCCGGGAAGUCGGACAGGUCCAGCCCGGUGACGUUCUCGCUGCCAUCUGCACGUACGGGGAAGGUCAGGGGAUGGUACUGGGGGAGGGGAGGGGCGGGGCCGAGGUGGGGCGAUCUUACCUGUGCCGUUGAAGAUGUUGCUGGCCAGAGAGUUGUUCAUGUUGAAGCCAGGAUUCCUGCUCACGCCGAAACCUGACAUGCUAACACACACACACACACACUUCUGCUUGGGCUGGUCCGGGUGAAGGUGAAAGGUUAAAGGUGAGAGGUUCUACCUGUUGAUGGUGAAUGCUUGUCGCGACUGCUGCUGCUUGGGCAUCCCGAUGAUGCUGGGCGACGACCUGCUGGGACUCCCCAUGCUUCCGCUCCUAACCCCGGCCCCGCCUCCUCGCUCUCCUCCCAUCCCGAUUGGCUGCCCCGCGGGCCCGCCCACCUGCUGGUUGUGGUUGAGGACGCUGCGGCUGCUCAUGGGAAGAAUCCCCCUGCGGCGACACGGGGAUGAGCGGGCUACACACGGGCGGCUAAGGGUCGUCGGCGGGCGUACCUGCUGGGCGAGGGGGGCGUGUGCAUGCUGCCGCUGUUGGCGGCACUGGCAUGACCCGACAGCUGGCCGGCCGACUGAUUGAGGCCGCUUCGACUCAACGGCGGCGCCACGCUGCUGUUGAUGCUGCGCAUGGGGAAGCCCAACGCACCUGCAGAGAUGGACAGGAAGUGAGGCGAAAGCGGGGGCAUGCUGCGGUCCACGCACGCCGCGGCAGCGACUUACUCUGAGGACCAUACAAACUCGCCCCCAGCUGAGACAGCUGACCCGGAGACGAUGCCGAGGAAGAGGGCAACAUCUGAAAAGGAAAGACGUCGUCAGAGCGCUCAUCCCGACAACCAAUCACGCGCCUCCAAACACACGUCUUACGUCUUUGUCGGUGCGGUGGGGGGGGAACAUGGACUGCUGGCUGUAGUAGAGGCUGGACUCAUCCGUGUAGUCGCCCUCUACCCCCCCCUCCAUGAACUUCUUCCGGUUAGCACCAAACAUGCCCGUGUGUCACCUGUCACAAACCAAUGACGUCACAGUGCUGGCCCGAGCGCUCACCUGACACACUUACUGGUCAGGUGAGGAGGUGGGCGUGGCCAGGCUGAAAAUGUCCGCUCCACACACACAAAGCUGUUUCAGCGGGGAGCACAGCUGGCAGGUGUCAACAUGUCUGUGCUAGCAUGCUAACCGAGCCGAUGUCGCGCUUUAAGGUGAGCCAAACUUCACGUCUAAUCAUACGUGUUCGUUUCUUUUAUACGUUUGUUCGUGUUACACUAAAUAAUUUCACGAAAGACAUGCUGGUUUUGCACUGACGUGCGAUACUGCGCAAGCUGGCGCUAGCAUUGGUGCUGGGCUACGCUUCUUAUUGUGCUACAUGACAGCGUAGUAAUGUUCGGGUAGUAGUUUAGUGUGCGAUGAUGAGCUAGUGAGUAAACUGACUUUAGGAAGCAGCUUAUUACCAAAGAGCAUGCAGGAGUGCUAGUUAGCAUGGUGGCUAAUACAGCUAUCAGCAACGACUGGCUUUACUAAACAGCCUCCGAAGCUAGCAAAGACAACUGUUAAACGGGCCGAUUAAGUCCAAACAGGUUCCUGGUUCAGUACCGAGGACUGAAGUGUUUUAGUUCCGUUUUGGGCCCAUUGUGUCUGCUAGCUGCUCGAACAACAACAACAACAACAAAAAGCAACGGAGGCUACUGGCGGGAGAAACGUCCUCGUUAUGCCCGCAUUCGGACACAGUUCGCCGGCUUAGACACCCACGAGCUGCCGGCGAUUUAUUCACUGACACGUGCAGCUGACACAUAUAAACACACGCGUUGAAGAAUUGAUGCUUUUUAAAAAACACCUUACCGCAUCUAUCUUUCUGCACCUCUACAAUCCAAGAUGGCCGACAUGUCUUUGCCAGACAGAGAGCAUCAUGGGAAGUCUUUCCAGCGCCUCCAUUCUGUUCUAUUCUACUUUGUUCUGCAGGUACUUUAUUCCACUCUAGUCUGUGAUACGUUAUUCUUUUCUAUUUGACCUUAUUCCCCGCCGUUCCACGUGUGAUGCAUGUGCCGUGUAAUAGAGAGUAGAAUGUGACUAGAUUGCAUGAAAAGAGUGAAACGGCUCCAUCCAGCGGCCGUGAGAGGAAUGAACGCAGACAGGAAUUGCAUGAAGUUUAUUCCAUCAUUUUUCUGCAUAAAUAACAUUUGAAAGAACAAACACGACACACACUUUUGGCUUUUGCAGACGUUUGGCAGUGUUUAGUGGGGGUGGGGAGGUUCUUAAAGGGACAGGCGCGGUCCAAACAUGCGUGAAGAACAUGCUCACAAGUCCCGGUCGGCGUGGAGCUAACCCUAGCUAGCACGAGGACACGGGAGAUGGAUAUGGCUUAAGGGGGGGGGGGCUCCCCAGGUAGAAAAAUAGAAGUGAGGAAGAUGAUUUCUUUGACAUGUUGUCUUUCUUCACAGCGACCCCUCCCCCACCUAGAAGGAACCGCUUCUUUGCUGCAAGGCACACAGGUUUGGGGAUGGGGGGCGGGGGGUGUCAGGAGGGACGUGCAGCAGGUGAAGGGUCAGAGGUCAUCCACUCUGCGGGGAAACAGACACACGUAAGUCAUGUGACCCAUAAAAAGCAUCUUGUUUUGACUGCAGAUGUGCAUGUGUGCGCCUCCCCCCUCCCCCUCCAUCUUCCUCGAAGUUAAUCCUGCGUGUUGUGGCAGAUGGCGCGGCCGCAUGCGCCUGCCGCCGCCCGUCUGGUUAUGAAUGAUUGCACGCUGUCAGGCAUUAAGUUGGAUGAUAAUCCAGCAGCAUAUGCGGCUUCCCUCCUUCGCACCUGACAUGCCGCACGCCGCUCUUGCGCCAGCGCACGCCGCUCCGGCUCAUGUCGGGGGCAAGGGGGGUCGUGCACUCGGACCCCUGCGUCGAGAGCCCACUGUGUCAGCGACACGUUUGCCUCAAAGAUGCUGGCCUCCGUGGUUGCCAACGCACAACACGCGCUAGCCAUGACGGCGCCGGAAGCGACAUCUUUCCCAAAGUCGUGCACGAGGGUCGGCCCGUGACCUUUCACGUGAAUUCCCCCCCCCCCCGUGCCUGUGGCGUGCGCACGCUCAAAGGAGGCCAAGAAAGGAAGCAGAGGAGUAGAAACGGAGCGGACAAAGAGACGCGCGCGUUUCCACAUGAGCGCACGCCACCAUCAUUUACGCAUCGGCGCCAUCACCGUGUGUCACAGGGUGCCGCCGCGUGUGUGCAUGUGUGUGUGCGCUCCGGCCGUGUGGCUUGAAGGAGCAUCAUGCCAACAAUUCAAAGCUUCACCGAGCUAGCUGCCGGCGAAACAAUUAGCUUACGUAAGCACUGGCGUCACCGUGACCCCAGCUAACAUGACUGCUCAUGCUAACGACACGCCGUGACGUGCACACAUGCAUCGUGCACGAGGCCCGCUGUCCACCUUGGCAAACGAAUAACCUUUGACCUGCCAGGUGUCGCCAAGUGUCAUGUCUGUCAAGUUCAGUUGCUGCGGAGGACUGCCAGUGCGCGCGUGCGCGUGUUAUGUAACUUCCUCUUUGUGUCUUUUCUCCCACUUCCAGCGCUUCCCGGCCUGUGGACUUGCAGGAAGUAACUCGCGCUAAUCUCUCGCUUUGAGGUUCUGCCGCUGGACACUUUAAGAACGCGUGUGUGCACGUGAUCGGCGCUCAUGCACUUAUCAAACACCAUAGUGUGUGUGUUUCUAUGAAUGGCGUGCACGCUGUGAGAUUAUGGAAGUAAAGUGAGGAUUAAAGUGGUGGCAGUUUUAGUGUGAGCAUCCAAACGAGACGUCCAUCACUGGGUCGGCUUUGACCAGAUCUUUCCCCCUCUUUUAAUCUGCUGCCAUGACACAUGACACCACCCUCCAAGGACAUGCUAGCACGCCACGCCACGCUGCUUUCCCUCAACGCUUUUCUCAAACGCGGGCCUGCUCCCUGUACCUUAGCGUGUGCCAAACAUGGCGCUCAACAUGUGUCUUUAGCCUGUUCUAUAGGUUAGCGCGUCUUAGCAUGUUCAGUAGGUUAGCAUGUGUGUGUGUAUACAUGUAGGUAAAGACGUGUUAGCGUGUGGUGUCACUUAGUGUGUGUGUAACGCAUGCAGUCAAACAUCUGAGUGUAUUCUAUAUGUUGGCAUGUGGCGUACGUGCAGGCGAACGUGCGAGUUAGCGUGUUAUACGGGUGACUGAUAGAAGUGUAGGUGAACACACGUCUUAGCGUGUGUGUAGGGGUCAUGGAACUCGUGACUUGGCGUGUUCUAUAGGUAACUUUGUGGUAUAAGCGUGUCUUUAGCAUGUCUCAUAGGUUAGCGCAUUCGGUAGGUUAACAUGCGGCGUACAUGUGGGCAAACACAGGUGCUCUCGAGGUCAGUGUGUGGUAUGGGCUCAAGUGAACACGUGACGUGUUGUGUUCUGUAGGUUAGCAUGAAUACGUGGGGGGGUGAACAUGUGUUCUAUAAGUUUGCGUGUGUGUGUGUGUAUGUGCUGUAGCAUGUUGUAUAGGUUAGCGCGUGUGCCUACAUAGGUGAUUAGCAUCCAUCUGUGGUGCGUUGAGUAAAAAAAAAAACAACAAAGGAGUGCAUCAUCUGUCUCCUUCCGAUCGCCAUGGAAACGAGCAAUUACGGCGUGAAGUGACAUGAAAGUAAUGAAGGAGGCGGGCUGAGGUGCGCGUCCUGUUCUGGUCCACUGGGUCCAGAUGUACGUGAAUGUACGCUUUGAAAGCACUUACGCAACGGGCCUGCAGGACUCGGCCCAGUUAGGAAGUGGACCCCCCCACCCGCCAUCAAAGCACCCAGAAGGAAAGUCGCUCGUGACGCCAUCGCGCGUGCCACUGACCUGCUCGCAGUCACGUGUCCGUGCGGCGGUCGUCUGAGUUUGGAGGGAAACAAAGAUUUUAGGAGGGAACCUGAGAGAGGAGAGAGGCGCCGUGCACGCGGGCAGGUCGGAGAGCUCCGGCGGAGAUAUGUACAGGUGACAGGUGUCCUGCAGGGGGCGCUCUGACCCUACAGGUCUGUUUCCCGCGUGUCGAGGCAGAAGGCGUACAGAGAACUCUUCAGGUCCA
Messenger RNA from Dunckerocampus dactyliophorus (ringed pipefish), 15895 nucleotides. RefSeq names its product protein tyrosine phosphatase receptor type b (gene ptprb). Lineage: Eukaryota; Metazoa; Chordata; Actinopteri; Syngnathiformes; Syngnathidae. The record is from RefSeq and is a predicted model, not a curated record. The transcript is spliced from 40 exons. Gene Ontology annotation, molecular function: protein tyrosine phosphatase activity; cadherin binding. Bases 272 to 6166 code for a protein of 1964 amino acids. Gene Ontology annotation, biological process: protein dephosphorylation; angiogenesis.